This is a messenger RNA of Trichoplax adhaerens, 1239 nucleotides long. RefSeq lists its product as uncharacterized. Gene Ontology annotation, biological process: chloride transmembrane transport. The record is from RefSeq and is a predicted model, not a curated record. Gene Ontology annotation, molecular function: chloride channel activity. Gene Ontology annotation, cellular component: plasma membrane. The transcript has 12 exons. Lineage: Eukaryota; Metazoa; Placozoa; Uniplacotomia; Trichoplacea; Trichoplacidae. The annotation marks the transcript as partial.
AUAUUACGCAAAUAUUGGGGAAGAUUUAGUAUAUGGUAUAAAUAUCAACCAAUUGAAAAUAUUCGAUUGUAUUUCGGCGAAAAAGUUGCUAUAUAUUUUGCGUGGUUAGGGUUUUAUACAGCUUGGUUACUACCAGCAGCUACUAUGGGAUUUUUAGUUUUUAUAUAUAGUAUAUUAACAAUGAAUCAGAAUCCAAUAGCUCAUCAGGUAUGCAACGAAGGCAAACAUAUGGUAAUGUGCCCACGAUGUCCUGUCAAAGCUGGUUGCAAAUACUGGAAUUUAUCGAAUGCGUGUGGGAAAACGAAGCUGGCUUAUAUAGUAGAUAAUCCAAGCACUGUUUUUUAUUCUGUCUUUAUUUGCUUCUGGGCGGUAUUUUUCCUGGAAUUCUGGAAACGAAAAGAAGUAACAUUAGCUCAUCAGUGGGAUACGUUGGGUUUUGAGGAAGAAGAGUUAAAAAGAUUUUUUUUAUUUGCCUUAUUAAUUCACCUGUUAGAACUCCAUCGCACCCAAACUGAAUAUGAGGAUCAAUUAACAUUCAAAGUCUUUUGCUUUCAAUUUGCUAACUUUUACGGGAGCAUAUUUUAUAUCGCGUUCUUUAAAGGAAGAUUUGAUGGGUAUCCUGGCCAUUACAAUAAAGUGUUUGGUGUUCGAUUAGCGAGUUGUGGAACAGCUGGUUGCUUGCCUGAGUUAUCUCAACAAUUAGCCAUCAUUAUGAUCGGUAAACAAAUGAUUGGAAAUGCUAAAGAAUUUCUAAUUCCGAUUGUUAAGAAUUACCUCAGAAAGCGAAAAGUCACUAGUGCAAAAGCGAACAGUAAUGAUUCUCUAGUGCCAAGAUGGGAGGAAGACUACACUCUGGAACCGGAUGAACCACUUUUUGGCGAAUACUUAGAAAUGAUUAUUCAGUACGGCUUUACAACGAUCUUUGUGGUUGCAUUUCCUUUGGCUCCUUUCUUUGCUUUACUCAAUAACUGGCUUGAAAUUCGGUUAGAUGCGAGUAAAUAUGUAACACAAUCGCGUCGCCCUGUUGCUUAUAAAGCCGAAGAUAUUGGUGUCUGGUUUACUAUUUUAAAUGUAGUAACUAGAAUUGCUGUACUUUGCAAUGCUUUUAUAAUUGCGUUUACAUCGGAGUUCAUGCCUAAAUUGCUAUACCAGUAUACUGUUGAUCCUUCUCUUGAGGGUUAUUUAAAUUACACCUUAUCUUGGGCACCUGAAGGAACAACGGAACGUCCAUGCAGGUAA